Molecule: messenger RNA, 996 nt
Organism: Prorocentrum cordatum
Lineage: Eukaryota; Dinophyceae; Prorocentrales; Prorocentraceae
Source: the annotation of a GenBank genome assembly
AUGGCGCGGGCGUCCCGCUUCGUCGCAGGCAUCGGACCGAGGCGGGCGACCAUCGAGUACGACCUCGGGUUGCUCGAGGAGGUGGAGCGCGACAAGACCGCCAAGGAGCUCCUGAGCGUCGUGGAGUCAUUGAGAGACCCUCUGGUCGACUUCUUCAACCUCGCGGCGCUCGUGGGCGAGACCGAGCGCCGCGACGACACCGUCGCCCGCCUCGGCGCGUACGCGGACAAGAUCGGGGUGGACACGCUGCUGAUCGAGUCGAAGCUGACCGAGGCGCUGGAGGAGCUGCAGUCGGCCUACGCGGUGCUGAAGUCGCGGGCGGGGCGCACCGCCAGGGCGGAACCAGCGUCGUCAGGGUUCGCGGGGUUCGCCUGGCCGUCCACGCCAACAAGCACGGGGAGCCGGUGGCCGCUGCUGCGGAUGCUGAGGAAGGAGGGCCUGAUCAAAGCCCGGCUCGCCGUGGUCGCGAAGAAGAGGGAGCUGCAGACCCACGCGCGGCGGCGCGCGCAGAUGGCGAUCCUGUCCGUGAUGAGAGACGCCGGGGACAACGAGGCGUUCAAGGAGAAGGCUUCAAGCGGAGUCAUGGACGUGCUCACGCAGGUGGUGAAGAUCAACGCCGACGUCGGGGACUUCGAGAUCGUCAAGGAGGCGCUCAAGCUGGGCAGGUCCGUGGACCCCCAGAAGGCCAAGCCGCUGCUGGCGAUCGCGAGGCAGAUGGCCGACAGGAUGGUCGCUGGCUCCCUGGCCUCGAAGCAGCCGCUGGCGAGGACCCUGGAGGUCGUGGACUUGUGCGAGGACCUCGCCAAGGCGAGCAGCAGGAGAGACAUGGACAACACCGCCACCGAGAACCCCCCGGAGGUUCAGGAUGAGUUGGAGGUGGUCCAUCGGUGCCCGUACAAUAACCACACACCCGACCUCCAGAAAAAGGUCUACAGGCUCCUGAAAGGGUCGCCCCAAUACGAUACCUUCUACAUGGCGGUGGGCAUGAGGCUCUGA